Mangifera indica (mango) is the source of this 1256-nucleotide messenger RNA. Its product is annotated as imidazoleglycerol-phosphate dehydratase 1, chloroplastic-like. The record is from RefSeq and is a predicted model, not a curated record. The transcript has 8 exons. Bases 76 to 921 code for a protein of 281 amino acids. Gene Ontology annotation, biological process: L-histidine biosynthetic process. Gene Ontology annotation, molecular function: imidazoleglycerol-phosphate dehydratase activity. NCBI's taxonomy places the organism in Eukaryota, Viridiplantae, Streptophyta, Magnoliopsida, Sapindales, Anacardiaceae.
CAAACUUUGGGUGCGUUUUUAAACGGACAUCUUUUCCUCGUUUGUCCUCCCUCUCAGUUUCUGUCGCCCUCACAAAUGCAGCUCUCUGUUCGUCUCUCUGCCUCCACACUCCACCUUCUUCCUCUUCGGCCAAAAUUUAAUCUUAAUCCUCCUCACAGACUUCUCUUUCCAAUCUCCAAACACUCCCCUUCCUUACUCCUCCUCUCUUCAAAUCAUAAUUGCCGCAUGAACACCUUCAUCACACGCGCCUCUCUAAACCCUGACGACAACACUAGCACUACCAGCAACGGCUCCGCCUUAACUUCUUCUACUAUUGAUUCUGGCGGUCGAAUUGGAGAAGUGAAGAGAGUGACGAAAGAGACCAAUGUUUUUGUCAAGAUUAACUUGGACGGUUCUGGAAUUGCUGACUCCUCCACUGGCAUUCCCUUUCUAGAUCACAUGUUAGAUCAACUUGCUUCUCAUGGGCUGUUUGACGUGCAUGUGAGGGCAACUGGAGACAUUCAUAUUGAUGAUCACCACACCAAUGAAGAUGUUGCGCUUGCCAUUGGAACUGCAUUGCUGCAAGCCCUUGGUGAUAGAAAAGGAAUUAACCGGUUUGGGGACUUUUCAGCGCCUCUUGAUGAAGCAUUAAUCCAUGUUUCAUUGGAUUUAUCUGGACGUCCUCAUUUAAGUUAUGAUUUGCAAAUUCCCACAGAGAGAGUUGGAACAUAUGACACUCAGUUGGUGGAGCACUUUUUUCAGUCUUUGGUGAAUACUUCUGGUAUGACACUUCACAUCCGGCAGCUUGCUGGAAGAAAUUCUCACCAUAUUAUUGAGGCAACCUUCAAAGCUUUUGCAAGGGCUCUUCGACAAGCAACUGAGGAAGAUCCACGACGUUGUGGGACCAUACCAAGCUCAAAGGGGGUCUUGUUGCGAUCCUGAUGCUUUGUUGGCAUCAUGGAAGGGGAGGAUAUUUGAACACUUUAGGUGAUUAUGUAUAAGGGCGAUAUCCACACCCUCAAGCACCCAAAUUGAAAUGUAUUGUUCACAUUUGUUGUUAUCAUUAGUUGGAAUGCCGCUCCAGUGAAAUAGAGCAAGGGAUUUUCAAAUUGAAAUGACUUUUCUGGUGAGUGCUUGCUGGACAUGUAGAAUUAUAUGGUCUAUUUAACUGGCAUAUGAAUGUUGAUGAAGCAAUUAAACUAUGUAAUUAUUAGUUUAUGUGCCUGAAAACAUUGAAGUCCUAGAAUAAAUUAAUUGUCAACUUAUAUAUUCUUUCA